AAUACCUGCUCUAUCUGCUGAAUUUCCUGCUUGCUGUUUCCACUCGAAGCGAUGGCAGAAGUGAGAGCUUCCCUGGUUUGUGGAGUUAUAGCGGCGUUCCUCAGUUCAGCAGUGCUUGCAUUUGUUGAGGAUCUAGAUGACACAUUUAAAGAGACUAGAGUGAACGACAUCUGGCUGGUUGAUUUCUAUGCACCGUGGUGUGGUUACUGUAAAAAGCUAGAGCCAGUAUGGCACGAUGUGGGCAUGGAGCUGAAAAGUUCGGGGUCGCCAGUGCGUGUGGGAAAGAUGGACGCCACUGCUUACUCCGGAAUGGCGUCAGAGUUUGGUGUCCGUGGUUACCCCACGAUAAAACUAUUAAAGGGCGACCUUGCCUACAACUACAAGGGACCAAGGACAAAAGAUGACAUUGUGGAGUUCACAAACAGAGUGUCGGGACCUGCCGUCCGCGCUCUUCCCAGCAAGCAGAUGUUUGAGCACAUGAUGAAACGACACGAUGUGCUUUUUGUGUACGUCGGUGCCGACUCGCCCCUGAAAGAGAAAUACCACGAUGUCGCCUCUGAGCUCAUCAUCUACACUUACUUCUUCUCCGCUUCAGAGGAAGUCUUGCCCGAGUCACUCGCUUUACCAGAACUUCCUGCAGUCGUAGUCUUUAAGGACGGAGGCCACUUCGCCUAUGAUGAGUAUGAGGAUGGUAGUUUGUCAUCAUGGGUGAACAAGGAGCGUUUCCAAGGCUACCUGCAGAUCGAUGGCUUUACGUUGUACGAGCUCGGAGAAACAGGCAAAUUGGUAGCGAUUGCCAUCAUCGAUGAGAAGGACCCCACUGAGGAGAGUAGCAGAUUAAAGAGCUUGAUACAGAGGGUGGCAAAGGAGUACAGGGAACAUUUUAACAGAGACUUCCAGUUUGGCCACAUGGACGGGAAUGACUACAUUAACAGCCUCAUUAUGGGAGAGGUGACCGUGCCCUCCGUUAUCAUCCUCAACACAUCCAACGAACAGUACUUCCUGCCCAGUGAGCCGACUGAGAGCAUGGAGCAGCUGGUCCAGUUCAUCAACAGCGUUCUGAACGGUUCUGCACAGGCUCAUGGAGGUGAUGGCUUCAUUCAGAGGAUCAAACGUGUGGUCUUUGAUGGCAAAUCCACCAUUAUGUCAGUGUUUCGCAGCUCUCCACUGCUGGGCUGCUUCCUGUUCGGGCUACCGCUGGGUGUGAUCAGCCUGAUGUGCUACGGCAUCUGCACAGCCGAGUCGGACGACGGCUCGGAGGACAUCAAGAGGGAGGGUCUGACCGACGAAGAGGAGGAGGAAGAGGAGGAGGAGGAGGAGGAGAGGCGCCGCACCGCUGAGCUGGAGGGCCGCGAAGAAGGGGAGAACGAAGAAGAGGAGGAGGAGGACGAUGAGGAAGAGGAGGAGGAGGAGGAUGAUUUAGGAGAGAAGGAUCCUGGAGAGAAGAAAACAGAUUAACACAGGGGCUCCUGCUGGAUAGGGCAUGACAGGUCUAGUCAAAUGCAGUGAAAUGAAACUCAGAGACAUAUCGAUGUAUUACUCCUCUGCUUCUUUGUUUUUCAUCUCACUCCUCAUCAAAGCCCCUUAAGCACAGACUUGAGGUCAGUGUGUAAGGUCAGCUGCUCAGUGAAGCCAGCGAAUCACAUCUACUCUUUAAUGACAGAAAAGAGAUCCAAAUAAGUUGAUAAAUAAUACAAAAAGAUAGAAACCUCACAGUGGACACAGGAUUAGAAACAUUAAGGCAAAAUGUAUGACAUGUAAGAUAAAACAAAGCAGCAGAAGCUAAGAGCAGGAAAUAAAUGUAAAUAUAAAGUGUGUGUGUUUUCGAGAAGCGACUUGAAGUGGCGAGCCUGCUCAAGUUCUUCUGGCAUGGCAUCCCAAAGUCAAGGAGCCUGAGCAGCAAAUGCUCUGUCACUUGUGGCUGAACUCAGGACGACUGUGAAUCAAAAAAAAACCUACUCAUUUAUUAUGAUUCGACCGAUCGGUCUGUUUCAUACGACGUGUGACACUUCCUUAUUCUAACUUACUAUAUCCUUCAGUCGUAGAAAGACAAAGAAUAAUAUUGCCUUCAAACUGAAUUGAAAACGCAGCAACAUUUUCGCUAUCAAUACCCAACUGCGAGCCAAAGUGUAGGCUUAUCGUGUUUAGUGAUUGAUUUGUAUACAUAGCAUAGAAAGUGCCCAAGAAGGAAAAUCUGCCAUAAAUGAGUCAUGCUUUUUCUAUGUUAUUGCCUGUAAAUAUUUCCUUUUUUCUUUUGUCAUUUUUCUAACCACCUGUUGUUGUCCAUUUAUGUAAGCAUUUGAUGGAAAAGAAAAAAAAAAAGCUGAAAUGAUAAUUGGUGUCGGUCUCGUCUGAUAUCAGCCGGUUUACACCCCAGUGUAGGUGAGUUGUGCGUGAAUGGCAGACUCGUAUAACAUGCAUCAGUAGCUCCUGGGUCUCUUAACAACUCAUAUUCCUCAGAUAGAGUGGUUGUGUCUGUUUCUAUAUUUCAGUCUGUCCCCAUCACUGGUUUUUAUAUUGAAUUCUGUUGGCAGUUGAAGUUUCCAUCCCGAGACACUGAUACUUCAACCGAGUUUUUCCCCCAUUCGUGUUAAAAUAGACUAUUUCAGUAGUACCCCAAAUCCUUCCCUGUCCCAUUUUCAUACUCUGUGACUAACGUUUAAGUAAUAGCUGAAAUUGAGUUAGAGUUAUAGCUUUUUUUCCUGAAUUCACAUGGUCGCCUAUUUUGAAAAAAAAAAAGUAGAAAUAUUGGUACUUUUACAACAAAUCCAAAACCAUUGUCAUGGGGGAAAAAUGCACAGUCAAGAGCACCUUGUUGGGAUUUGGGGUCCAGUGACGCUUCAUCAGCAGCAGUGGCAAAUUAAAGCACCUAUAAACAUGUUUUAUUAUCUACUGUAUAGAAUUAAAUACAUGUGGGGAAAGAAGGAAUAAAAAUUAAAUAAAAAGGUAAUAUAACCCUUAACACUGAAGUGUGAUUUUCAGAUUUGGUGCAUGUACUUGACACCUAUCUCCUCCAAACAAUGAGACGAGCACUGUCGAAACACACUGUACAAAGCCUCUUUUCUGUUUCAAUAACCACUCUAUUAACAUAUUACAAUCCACGGGCUCAGUAAUUACUUUGAAGUGUUAGUUUAACAUGUCGGUAAAUAUGCUUACUCAUCCUUCCUGUCGAAAAAAGCCAAUUAACCUAGCGCUAGCAACUGUUUAGCUUAGCUGAGCGUUAAGACCGAAAAACGGGGGGAAUAAAGGGGAAUUAAAUCUGCCUCUAAACCCGCUUUAAAGCUCCGGAAAACAAGCUAAUCUCCAUUUAUGAAUAUAUUAAUUAGGGAGUGUUAGAGGUUCUGUUUUCUGUGAGCUAAGCUACACAGCAGCUAGCUCCAGUUUCAUAUUUACAGGCAUGAGUGGUGUUGAUCUUCUAAUGUCGAACUCUCUCUUUAAAUCCAUGCAGUGUGUUUGCUCAUCAUCCUUUUCUAAAUGUGACGUCAUAUUUAUUGUACAGAGAGCGCAGCCUGUUUUGUAAAGUUUGAAAUGAGAAAAGAGGAUUGGAGGGGAGGGGAUGGAAAAAGGAUUCUUCUCUCAAGGCGACGGUGAUUUUAUGCUGAUGAAUGAGCGCGAAUGUUCGUCCUUCACCUUGGGAACAGGAAUUGAAAAGAGUAAUCUUAAAUCAAAGUCCAAUUCUCUCCUCCACAGGCUUUCAAACUGCAUUUCAAUUCUUCAAAGAUGAACAAAGUGGACCAUGUAUUGAGAAACAUUCACUUAAAGUGAAUGCUUUGAGGUGUUAAUCCAGGGCUGGGGAACUGUUUUCUUCUCUCGGACCAUGUUUCACUUUGCACAACAUGCUUAACAAUGGCUUGAACUUCUGAUGUCAGAUGGCUGUGGUGAUGAAUUCACGUCCUCUUCUAAAUGAGAUUUCAGCUGCUUAUACUUAUAACUCUCCGUGUUGCUUUGAUUUAUCCUUGCAGCUCAUCCAGUUCUGCUCCAUGUUUAUUUUUAAAACUAUAACAAUGCUCGUGGUUGGCCUUUUCAGGAGGAGGACCUCGCCCCUGCAAACUAGACACACUGGCUCCUCUUUAAUUUACAAUUAAAAUUGUCAUCUUCAGUAUAAUAGUCGAUAUGAUGCUUGUUAGCGAUAACCUUCACCCAUUUUUCUCAGAAAAGAAAAGUGCUAUUUUGCAAGUUGGAUCAAAUGAUCUUGCGAGCGACAGGAUCUAUAGAACUCUCCCCACUCCUGCCCCCUAACCUUAACCCUGUUACAACUGUUUCCAAAAAAGUGCAGCUGAGUAAUAAGAAUGCUUGCGGUUUUGUUUUUUUUCCUUUUUGGUUUUGCUCAUUUCACUGUGCUUUUGCAGCUCGGUAAAUGUGAACCUAAGCACACCUGUUGUUUUGAAUCAUACAGAGGAUUUUUCUGUAUCAUUAUUAUUAUUAUUAUUAUUACUGUGAAACUGCACUGAACUUGCCCCCCGUCUUGACUCCCGGUCUCCGUGUUUGCCUGCCAUUCUCUGUCAAACUUCCUCGUUGGGUUUGAAUUUGAGAGUGCCACACUUUAUUACAGGUUUGGAAGAUUGAAAUAAAGAUUUUACUCUUU
Solea senegalensis (Senegalese sole) is the source of this 4585-nucleotide messenger RNA. RefSeq names its product protein disulfide-isomerase TMX3-like. The record is from RefSeq and is a predicted model, not a curated record. Gene Ontology annotation, molecular function: protein disulfide isomerase activity. Bases 52 to 1458 code for a protein of 468 amino acids. Gene Ontology annotation, biological process: peptidyl-cysteine oxidation. Lineage: Eukaryota; Metazoa; Chordata; Actinopteri; Pleuronectiformes; Soleidae. Gene Ontology annotation, cellular component: endoplasmic reticulum. The transcript has 16 exons.